Molecule: messenger RNA, 6017 nt
Organism: Alexandromys fortis (reed vole)
Lineage: Eukaryota; Metazoa; Chordata; Mammalia; Rodentia; Cricetidae
Product: transient receptor potential cation channel subfamily V member 5
Exons: 15
Coding region: 89-2260 (723 amino acids)
Biological process (GO): calcium ion import across plasma membrane
Cellular component (GO): plasma membrane
Molecular function (GO): protein binding; calcium channel activity
Source: RefSeq, a predicted model, not a curated record
CUGAGUCUCCACUCAGCAGACUUAGCUGUCAUCCCAGACUGACUCCUUCCAUCAGCUUUGCACAAGUUGCGAGCCCUUGCAAGAAGACAUGGGGGCCAAAGGGCCGUGGAUCCAACUCCAGAAACUUCUCAGAUGGUGGCUCGGCAAACAAGACUGGCACCAGCACUUGGAUCAGCUUCACAUGCUGCAGCAGAAGAGUAUUUGGGAGUCUCCACUGCUCCGAGCAGCCAAGGAAAAUGAUCUGUGCACACUUAAGAAACUUCAGCAUGACCAGAACUGUGACUUCCGACAAAGAGCUGCCCUGGGAUACACAGCGCUGCAUGUAGCAGCUCUCUAUGACAAUCUGGAGGCCGCUACGAUGUUGAUGGAGGCAGCUCCAUACCUGGUCACAGAGCCCACACUGUGUGAACCAUUUGUUGGUCAGACUGCACUACACAUCGCAGUCAUGAACCAGAAUGUGAACUUGGUCCGAGCCCUGCUUGCCAGAGGAGCCAGUGUCUCUGCCAGAAUUACAGGCUCCGCCUUCCAACGCAGUCCCCACAACCUCAUCUACUAUGGAGAGCACCCUUUGUCCUUUGCUGCCUGUGUGGGCAGCGAGGAGAUUGUCAGGCUGCUCAUUGAGCAUGGAGCUGACAUCCGGGCCCAGGACUCCCUGGGAAAUACUGUGCUGCACAUACUCAUCUUGCAGCCCAACAAAACCUUUGCCUGCCAGAUGUACAACCUGCUGUUGUCCUAUGAUGGGGGAGACCACCUGAAGUCCCUGGAACUUGUUCCCAACAACCAGGGACUCACACCAUUCAAGCUGGCUGGAGUGGAGGGCAACACUGUGAUGUUUCAACACCUGAUGCAGAAACGGAAGCACAUCCAGUGGUCAUGUGGGCCACUAACGUCUUCCCUCUAUGACAUCACAGAGAUUGACUCCUGGGGAGAGGAGUUGUCCUUUCUGGAACUUGUGGUUUCCUCCAAGAAGAAAGAGGCUCGCCAGAUUCUAGAACAGACCCCAGUGAAGGAGCUGGUGAGCCUGAAGUGGAGGAAGUACGGACAGCCUUACUUCUGCUUCCUGGGUGCUCUGUACAUCCUCUACAUGAUCUGCUUCAGCAUAUGCUGUGUCUACCGGCCCCUCAAGUUCCGUGAAACCAACCGCACACAUUCUCGCGAUAAUACCAUCAUGGAACAGAAAACAUUACAGGAAGCAUAUGUGACUUACCAAGAUAAUAUCCGGCUGGUCGGGGAGCUGGUGACAGUCACUGGGGCUGUGGUUAUUCUGCUUCUAGAGAUCCCAGACAUUGUCAGAGUCGGCGCCUCUCACUACUUUGGACAGACAAUUCUCGGGGGGCCAUUCCAUGUCAUCUUCAUUACCUAUGCCUCCCUUGUGCUGGUGACCAUGGUGAUGAGGCUGACCAGUAUGAAUGGGGAGGUGGUGCCCAUAUCCAUUGCCCUGGUGCUGGGCUGGUGUAAUGUCAUGUACUUUGCCCGUGGAUUCCAGAUGCUGGGCCCCUUCACAAUUAUGAUUCAGAAGAUGAUUUUUGGAGACCUACUGCGCUUCUGCUGGCUGAUGGCGAUGGUCAUCGUAGGAUUUGCCUCAGCCUUCUAUAUCAUUUUCCAGACAGAGGAUCCAGACAACCUGGGGGAAUUCUCCAACUACCCCACAUCACUUUUAAGCACCUUUGAGCUCUUCCUCACUAUCAUUGAUGGCCCUGCCAAUUACAGUGUGGAUCUACCCUUCACGUACAGCUUCACCUAUUCUGCUUUCGCCAUCAUCGCCACACUGCUCAUGCUCAACUUGUUCAUUGCCAUGAUGGGUGACACCCAUUGGCGAGUGGCCCAGGAAAGGGAUGAACUCUGGAGGGCACAGGUUGUGGCCACCACAGUGAUGCUGGAGAGGAAAAUGCCUCGCUUCCUGUGGCCUCGAUCUGGUAUCUGCGGUUGCGAGUAUGGGCUUGGAGAACGCUGGUUCCUACGGGUUGAGUCUCACCAUGACCAGAAUCCUUAUCGAGUACUUCGUUAUGUGGAAGCUUUCAAAUCUUCAGACAAGGAGGAAGUGCAGGAACAGCUAUCUGAGAAGCAGCCUUCUGGGACUGAGAUUGGUACUUUAGCUAGAGGCUCUGUGGUCCUCCAAACACCUCCUCUUUCCAGGACUACAUCCCUGAGCAGCAGUAGCCACCGUGGCUGGGAAAUUCUCCGUCGGAAAUCUCUGGGACAUUUGAAUCUUGGACUAGACCUUGGUGAGGGGGAUGGAGAGGAGAUCUACCAUUUCUAAAGAGUACCCUGUUACUUUAGAUGUAACCCUAUGUGGGUCAAGGUGUGGAAAGGGAGAGAGGGUGGGGAGGAGGAAGGACAGAAAAAGGGAGAGAGCUGUUUCAAGAAUCAGACAUAUAUGGUUGUGAAUUGUGAGAGGGUAUAUAUAGAUUAUUCUUUAAGGGACAAUAUAUAACCCUUCACAUCUCAGCAUUUGUAGAGAUGGGCAGUGGGCAUCAAUUGUUGCAUAUACUUUAUGGGUUCCUCGAAAGCUCAUAUCUUGAGAAACUGGCAGCUGAGGACAUGAGAUGGGGACAUUGACAUCUUUGAUUGACAUCUGGACAAUCUUUCUUAUGCCUUGAACAGAAGACAGAAACAAGUAAGUCAUUAGACUUGCUUGUUUCCACAAAACUCAAUGUGAAAAGAACCAUCAUGACACCGAAGUCCUUUCUAUUUCAUUACCUUCGUUGAGACUUUCCUUCCAACUAGCAGCCAGAUCCCGAGUAGAAAACUACAAGAAAAAAAAAAUUCUUUGUCCUGUUGCCUUUAAUUUCUCUAUUAUGUCAAAAAAACCCAUAUAUCAUAAAAUUUAUCAUUUUAGCUAUAUUCAGUAUAAGGUACAUUCAGACUAUUGUAUAAGCAUCACUACUAUUCAUCUACAAAUAUUUUUCAUCUUCAGACACUGAAAUUCCUAUCCAUGAAACAAUACCUCUCCACCAUUCCUUCUCUUUAGUCCUCAAUAACCAUUAUUUUACUUCCUGCCUAGGAAUUUAUUGUAGGUUCUUUAUCUGAGUGGGAUCUUACAAGGCCACUUCCAUUGUGCUUGCCUCGUUUCAGUUAAUAUAAUAGUUUCAAGGUUUCUUCUAUUCUGCGAAGGUAUCAGCGUUUCAUUUCUUUUUAAGACUGGAUGUACGCAUACCUCACUUUCUUUUAGUUCAUCUGUCUGUCAAAGGGUAUGCAUGGGUUUUCCUGUCUUCUGCUUAUUAUGAAUGUUGCUUCUAUGAAAACAAGAGAGUGCAUGUCAACAGAGGUCCCUGUUUUUAAUUAUUGGGUGUUGGUGGGGUCUAUAUGCCUAGAAAUUGAAGAGAUAACAGUAACUUCAUGCUCAAUUCUUUAGAUAAACUACCAUGCAGUGUUUCAUAAUGGCUUUGGGCAUUCUAUAAAUCCUGGUAGUGGGUGUAAAAUGCUCUCUCAUUGUAGUUUCAAUUUGCUAUUCUCUAAAGUCUAAGGAUAUUGGGUCUCUUUUCGUGUUCUUAUUUAUGGAAUAGUUUCUAUCAGUGUGCGGCAUUCUUCUUCCCAGAGGCUAAGAGUCUGAGGUGUUUGCUUCUCUUGUAUCCUGAUGUGUUCCAUGAGGGGUGAAGCAUAUCUUCCUUUGUUUGAAUGGCCUAAUCAGUUCUUCUGUAGGACCUUCUCUGCCCUGUCCUUUAGAUGAUCCUCUGCAAGUUAUCAUCCUUGAUCCUAUAAACACAGGCUCCUAUUUUGAUCUUGAGGAUGCCAUAAUCCACAGUCUUCUCCCUUCUUUUUUACACUGGGCUGUGAAGUGGGCAGCGGUAAUGCUGAUCUGGCCAUUCCUAACUGGAGGGAAACUCUGAGCCGAGCAUCCAGAGUGCCCAUAACAGAGACUGAUAUGUAGCCUCUCUCUUGUCUCCAACCCUUAGGUCUCAUCUCAUUCCUCUCAUCCUCUCAGUCCAAAAGCUGGACAAAAGAGCUUUUGGAAGUAGUAGAGAGAUGAGUAAGACUUGGGAAAUUUCAGGCAGGCGCAUUCCAAUACACAUUUUCAAAGCUGUAUGGCCAACAGUGAGCUAUCACAAAAAUGUACACAUACCUUUGGUGGUGUGCAACUUAACAGGGCCAUAUGUCAUAAUGAUUCAGUUUUAUUCUCUUUGACAGCACUGCACCUCCAUCUUAUGUGCAGUUAAACUCCAUCCACGUUCUAAAUGGUUCAAGAUCCAGUUUCUUCUGCAUUAUUAGAUGUCAUCUCUCAUUUCCCCUUCACCAACACCUCUGCCAGAAGGAUAUUGUGGUAUUUAAAACCCGCCUUCCAAACCACCUUUCCUUUGGACAGCUGCCUUAUCAUCUCCCUGUUCAAAGUCAAACUUCUCAAGGGUUGAUUCCACUGUCUACUGACUUCCACUGAUUGCUCAAGCCUUUGUCAUUUGGUCGGUCUCCUCCAGGCUACUGAUGCCACUCUUGUUAUCUCCCUGAAGGUCAACCCACUCAACCAUCUCAGGGUUUGUUGGACUCGAUGGAUUAACCCUGAACUAUUCAACACUCUUCACGUUCCUACCAGUCUGAGUGCUUUGGUUUUACUACUCCCUGAAACAAUUUUGGUUCAGGAGACUAUUUCUCACCACGUAGGCAGUCCUACUUACUACUGUAGAUUACCAUAUAAAAGUUCAUGGUUCUUCAGGGCCCAUCUUCGACUCUGACUUGUCUUUUGAGCUCCAGGCAUGAGCUACUUAGAUGUUCAACUAUUACAUUUGCUUACUUGGGUAUGUUAUAGACACUGCAAGUUCAAUAUGUCCCAAACUGAGCACUUUUUCUUCCUCAUCAAACCUUCUACUCUAUUAGUUUGCUCAAUCAAGGUAAGUGUCAGGAUUACAGUCAAGGUUGCCACUCUUGGCUCAUCUUUAACACUGUUUCAACCCUCGUACCCAGCACUCUCAAGACCAAUGGAUAGAAAGUCCAUUACUUCUCUUUAAAUUAACUAAUUCUAAUUAAAUCAAUUUUUCUAACACUGCCUCAAUCCUAAUAAAAAUUUCUUAUGUAUACUUCCAAAGAUAUCUUCAAUGUGACUAAGCCUUUGUAUGAGCAUAUUUCUCUUUAAAAUAUCAAAGAAUGGUAUAUUAGAAAAGCAGUUCUUUCUUUUCCUCUUGAGAUGUGUUGUGAAGACUAAGUUCAUAUCAUUGUAACACUGGAAAAUAUCCUUGAAAACCAAGGUGUAACGGUGUACACUUGUAGUCUCAGAACUCAGGAGAGAGUGGCAGACAGGAGACAUAUACACUCAAAGUUAGCUCAGGCUACAUAGUGAGACCCUGUUUCAAAACACAAAGAAGCAGUGAAAAACUUGGUUUUGCCCUCUUCAAACUGUUGCCAUUCUUCUAAAACAGACCACCAGCAUCUUACCUGUGCAUGACAGGGUCAUAUUCCUGCCUGGUCUGUUUGAACAUGGUCUUAGUCUUCUCCAGUCUCUAGUCUACAUGACAUCCGAAAUGUGUUUGUCAAAUGCAACCCCUGCCUCAAGCGAUGGUCUUUGGUAAGCCAGCUCCUCUCUUGAACUCUGACAGCUUCUCGGGGCAUCUCUUACCCUUCUGAUAUAACUUAUUAAAUGAAUAGUUUUUAUUUCCUGAAUAGUACUUCUUCCUUUUGAUAUGACUUUACAGAUUUCCUUACCUUCUCUACCCAUUCUCCUUCAACCUUUUUCGUGUUGUCCUUAUUAUUUUUCAUGUUGUCCUCUGCUUAAAGAUCAGACAUCUGGUGUGCAUGUGUGUCUGUAUAUAUGUGUCUAUGUAUGUGUCUAAUCCCUGAUUUAGAGGGAAACUAGAACACACCCAUUUUGUUUCUAGAUCAUUAUAUUUUCUUCUAUGUAUUAUUGAUUUGCACUUUAUUACUCUUAUUUAGCAUCUGUUUUUCUUUGUAGAUGAUACAUGUCACAAAGGCAAAACAGUGUUCAUAUUAUUCACUAUUGUAUUCUCAGAAUUUGUGCAGUUCCUGAUAUCAUGUAUUAUAAAAUAAAUACUCAUGUAUUAUAAAAUAAAUAACUGAAUCUAGGAAUGAUA